Prunus mume (Japanese apricot) is the source of this 587-nucleotide messenger RNA. RefSeq lists its product as uncharacterized. The record is from RefSeq and is a predicted model, not a curated record. NCBI's taxonomy places the organism in Eukaryota, Viridiplantae, Streptophyta, Magnoliopsida, Rosales, Rosaceae. Gene Ontology annotation, molecular function: proton transmembrane transporter activity. Gene Ontology annotation, biological process: proton motive force-driven ATP synthesis.
CGUAAAAAGCCAAAUAUUUCUACUGAAACAAAAAGAAAAAAAAGUACCAAAAGUUCUCUUGUAAACGAGAACAGAGCACCAGAGCAGCAAGGGAAAGAAAAAAGAAAACUGAUGAUGGCCUCGAAGCUGGUUCAAUUGCAAGGCAAAACUACUCAAGCUUCAAAGGUUGCGGCUGAGUAUGGAUCUUCCUAUUACAAGCAGCUUUUGGAGAAGAACAGGCAUUACAUUCAGGAGCCACCCACUGUUGAAAGAUGCAACCUUUUGUCCAAACAGUUGUUUUAUACCCGUCUUGCAAGUAUAUCAGGGCGCUAUGAAUCGUUGCGGAAGGAGGUUGAUUCUGUCAAACAACUGUGGAAGAACAGGCAGGAGCUGAGGGUGGAAGAUGCUGGGAUUGCUGUCCUGUUUGGCUUAGAAUGCUUUGCCUGGUUUUGUGGUGGUGAGAUUGUAGGUCGGGGAUUUAAAUUCACUGGUUACCAUAUCUAGGUUCCGGAUGGCCCUGAUCUAAUUAGUUGAUUUUGUUUUCCAUAUUUAGAUUCAUUGUUAUCAGAGAGAUGAAACUCAGAGGAACGAAUUUAUUAACCCAUCAA